Messenger RNA from Symbiodinium sp. CCMP2456, 7680 nucleotides. The record is from the annotation of a GenBank genome assembly. Lineage: Eukaryota; Dinophyceae; Suessiales; Symbiodiniaceae.
AUGUCGGCCGACCCCGGCGGUGAUGUUCACGAUGCGGGGCCGCAAGAUCCCUGGAGUGACCAGGACCCAUGGGCGCAGUGGAGGACAGACGUGACAGAGCCGCAGAACUCCUCCGACACGACGACAACGACUGAACAGUCAGCCACCGAACCGAGCAACGACCAGAGCAACGGGGCCACUGACUACAUCAGUGGCUGGGGUGACAACUCUUCGCCUGGCAAUGGGGUGUCAGGCGCGCAAGGGCGACGCUGGUCGGAUGAAGCUUGGCAGCAGUGGCUGCGAGGCACUUGGAGACCGGAUUUUGGUGGCGCCGCAGAGCACCCUCGUGAUGAACGGCGCACCUCAGAUGCUUCGGCAAACUCGAACGGUGCCACCGGCGCCACCGGCAGCAGUGGCGCAAUAGGCAGGUGGUGGGACAACUACACCAACGACUGGGACAGAGGGCCCUGGCGAUGGUCCCACGGCAGUUGGGGCGGAUGGACACCGGCGGCUGGGGCGGCCAGUGCUUCUACCACGACCCCGACGGAUUCCUCGACGACACGACCGGGCUCGAGCUCUUCGGCACGACCGAGUACUACCUCUACAGACGGGAGGACCGCUCCCGGUGUCGAGAGCGGCGGUAGCGGGAAGGGCCCCUCGGAGAAACUCAUCAUCCCCUCGUUCAACGGAGAAGGCGAAGGAGGCGAGCUGGGCACGAGUGCCCGGAGCUACUUGCGUCAAAUCGACGCCUGGGAGCGGAUGACGAAGCUGCACCCUAGCCAACGGGCGCUUGUCCUCUACCAACACUUGGAAGGGGCCGCGUGGAUCAAUGCGGAGGCCCUCAACAUGGAAAGGCUCAGCGCCUCGGACGGCGUGGCGUACCUGAGGGGCUGGGUGCAGCAGCACUACCUGGAUGUGGAGGUGACGUCUGUGGGGCGCUCACUUUCGGACUUGUUCAGGAAACUCAAGCGCCGCUACAACCAGAGCUUCCGCGACUACACCGCCGAGUUCAACCGGUUGUUGGCACGGGUGGUCGAAUGUGGAUGUCGGCUACCUGAUGUGGCCACGGCAUGGCUGUACGUGGACAGGGCCAGUCUGGACGAGGCUACGGAGGUGAGCCUGCUUGCCAGUGUUGGCAAUAAAUACCAGCUACUUCAACUUCAACAGGCGGCCAUCAUCUUGGACCGCUCCAUGCGAAAGCCCUGGGAGCGGAACGCCAAGCAGGAUGGCCCAAGGAAACCCCAGACGGUCCACCACACCGAGGACGCCGAGCACCCCGUGGACGAGAACUCCGACGACGAGCCGCCGAGUGAGGACGUGGCAGGGGAAGACGGGGAGCAACUCUACAUCGCGUACAUGACGGCGAAGGCUCGCUACAAGGAUACCACGAAAGCUCGCGGUGUCGACAUCGAGGCCGUCAAGAAGACAGCGGAGGAGCGGAUCAAGGCGGCGAAAGCAAGGAGCUACUGCUCCGUGUGUCACCAGAAAGGCCAUUGGCAUCGCGACGCAUGCUGCCCGAAGCGUAAGGCGGAGAUCCACACCGUGAACGUGGCCCACGAGAUCGACAGCUUGAGCCCCGGACACACCUCCGGUCUUUUGGCGAUCACCGACUCAGCCUGUUCAAAGUCCGUGGUGGGCACGGUGUGGCUCCAGGCAUACCUGAACAUGGUGAGGAACCAGGGCAAGGCAGCAGAGCUGAUACCGGAGCGGGAGGCCUUCCGCUUUGGAGCCAGCCGCGUCUAUGAGUCCACGUACUCCACGAUCAUCAUGUUCCACCUGGGCAAGUCAUGGGUGGCCGUGAAAGCAUCCGUCAUCCACGGCGACAUCCCACUGUUGCUCUCGAAGCCCGCCCUGGCCAAGCUCGGCAUGAUACUGGACCUGGAGAAGAACACGGCCGACUUCCGGAAGCUUGGGAUCAAAGAUCUCCAGCUGCUGACAACGCCUUCCGGGCAUCCGGCUGUACCUGUUUGCCACAAGGGGAAGAGCCCCCCGGACCCUAGCACCCUUCCGAAGGCCUGGGGCGCAGACGGCACCGUGAUCCUUGCCGAGCCCGCUGAAGUGUACAUGAUUGCUGUUACCGGGGAUGGGCUAGGAGACGAGGUCGAGGGAGGUGAUAGGCCGGGUUUCCAUCGCAUCUUCUACGAGAAGAAGGCAGCUAUCCAACCCUUUGGAUUGGCCGCAGCGUCUUCAAUCGAGACCAACCUAGCAAUCUUUGCCUCCCUGCCACUCGGAAUGAGCAGCGAGAGCCUCCCAACAUGGAAGAUGAACAAAACUCAGCUCCUCGCCGAAUGCCAUCGCCGCAGCCUGGCCGUGAGCACGAAGUGGACCAUGACGGAACUCCGCCACGUGCUGGCGGGGGACGACAAGCACUACCACUACCGGGGCUCGAAACCGGAGGGCCCGAAGAGCAUCUCCAAGAUGAGUCGCGACGAGCUGGUCGAGGAAGCGGAGAAGUUGGGCAUCCUGGUGGGGGCGAAGGAAACGCGGGGCUCCCUCAUGCUGAAGAUCCGCGACCACACGGCCCCCGACGACACCGUGAUGACGAUCGGGAGGUUCCGCGGCGAGUCCUACGUGAACAUCCCGCAGUCCUACGCGGAGUGGGCAUCCGAGGAGGAGAAGAUCAACGGCGACAACAUGCACCCGGAGCUCAAGCGGUUUGUCAUGUGGCGACGAAGCCAGAAGACCCUCGGAACCCCGAGGUCAUCGAAGGCGGGAGGCAAGCAGCGUGGCUACUUGGACGUGGAGGAGAAUGCGAUGAUCCCGCCGCCGCCGUUCAGCGAGACCGGGGCCUCAGCUUCGGCGUGGGACGUGGUGGAGAGGAUGUCCGAGCACCCCGCCGCGGCACCCAAGUCGAGCGCGAGAUCGACGAGGAGGCCCCUGGAGGACGACCUCGGGACGCGGAGAAUGGAAAAGGAUGCGGAACCGCACGUGAUGGAAGAGAUUCGCGCCCUGGAGGAGCGUCUCGCAUGCUUGAAGGCCGUCCACGAGGAGAUCGGCAAGGACAUCUACCCCGAGGACGCCGCAGAGGGCAACCACUCGUCCCGAACCAUCCGCGAGGAGAUCGGCAAGGACAUCUACCCCGAGGACACCGCAGAGGGCGACCACUCGGUUCGGACCAUCCACGAGGAGAUCCGCGAGGACAUCUACCCCGAGGACACCGCAGAGGGCAACCACUCGACCCAGGAGGCUAUCCAGGAGGAGAUUGACAAGUGCCCCCUAAAGGACCGGGAAGCCAACAGCAACAGCGCUGGAGAUGGUUUUGAGUCGUGUGGGUCGUCUACACCGUCUCUUGGUCACGAAGUCCUUUACACCAAGGAGGAGUCGCAAAGCUACCUGGACCACACCGUCUACUCCGGCACAAAACUAGACCCUGGUGAGGAGAUGGCAUGCCGAGCCCUCCGCGAAAGACGUUUCAGCAACAAGGACCUGGAGGACAUUCUCAACGCCUGCGAGUUCCCGGACAACAAGAAGCGACCCGGGGUACACGGAGAGGGAGAAGGACAUCGCUGCGUGCUUGGCUAUUACGCGUUCGGCAAGUUCCAUGGCAUCACGCGACAAACCGGGGAGAGGAGCAACCUCACCAAGUACGUCAACCAGUUUCUCCUUCGGAACGGGUGCGAUCCUACGGCGGCAUGGACGUCCCUGUCGAUAACCUACAACGCUCCAGCGACCAUCCACACCGACAAGAACAACCUCCCCGGGAGCGAAAACGUGGUCUGGACUGGUGGCGAUCACCGUGGAGGCGGUCUUUGGGUGGCGCAGAGCAACGGCACCAACUACCGCCGGGAUGCCAAUGGUGAAGCGGUGCCGGGGCACAUUAUCGAGACCAAGAACAAGGUGACGAAGUUCGACCCCAAGCGCAAGCACGCCAGUGAACCCUGGUGCGGCGAGCGCUGGAGUGUGGUGGGCUACGUGGCCAGGAGUCUCCCUUACGCCAGCAAGACAUCGAGGAAGCUAUUGACCCAGCUCGGGUUCCCCGUCCCCACGGCGGCCAACAUGAAGGACUUUCGCAACAACAACCUGGCCAAGGCCGCACCGUCUAUUACCUCUACGAGGCCGCGGCGCACAGCGCAACGAGGGCUCUGGCGAAAUAUCGCCACCGUCUUCAGCUUGAUGACGACAACUCUCGCGGCUAUGGACCUUUGUGUGCGCGAACACGUCGAGCCCAGGACGAGGCCACGGGUAGCGAUGCUCGAGAUCGGGGGUGUUGAGGCUACCUGCUACGCCACCGGGGUCUGCGCGGACACCAUCGACGUUGCCGAGCCCCUCUUUUACGAGGACCUUCAAUGGGCCGAACGGGUGGAGUCAUGUGGUUUUGGCCCCAUCGAGACCGCUAUGAUUCGUCGAGAACCUGCGGAACUUUGGCUUCACGUGUCCCAGGCGUGGACGCACCCCGAGAUCAAGGCCGACGCCGAGAGCGCAAUCAGCCGACAGCUACACGAGGGCCGGAGAGUUGUACUUCAACGAGAACAAGGGGAACAAGCAUUGUGGACGGAAGCCACGGCCGGCUGGGAGGAGGCUGGCUACGCCGUCGACUACGACAUCGACCACUACGGCCACGAGUACAUCCGGAUCGACCCUCAUGGCCACUCCGACAACGAGAUCCACACAAACUACGUGGCCGAGGACGGACAAGGACCUUCGAGAGCCGCGGCACCGGACAAGGACGGCGCACGGAGCAUACGGUUCCCAGCCAGCGUGCCCAGACACAUCGCUGCCAGCCUACGACGACUCCAUCAGAACUUGGGCCACCCCAGCUCGUCGGACUUUGUCCGGCAUCUACGACUGGCAGGCGCGAGCCGAGAAGUCCUUAAGGCAGCCCGCACUCUAGAGUGCCAAACGUGUGCAAGGACUAGGGCCACUGCCAUUGCCAAACCGGCGAAGAUAGGAAGCUGUCUACAGUUCAACGAAGUGGUCGGCGCAGACCUCUUCUACGUUCACGAUACCGAGGGUAAUCGCCACGAGAUGUUUUCGAUAGUGGACUAUUCCUCGGCCUAUCACGUGGUUAUCCCCGUCGCCCGCAAGGACACCACCCACCUCGAGAAGGCCUUCUGCGAAAACUGGGCGAAUGUCUUUGGGGCACCGUGCGUGGUCACUGUGGACUUGGAGAACGGACUCCAGAAGGCCCUGGCUCGCAUUGGGGAUUGGACGGGGACAAGGAUCAAGUCCGCGGCCGGUCAGGCCCACUGGCAGGCCGGCUUCACCGAACGCCAAGGUGGGAUCUGGAAGGCCGUCUUCGCUAGGAUCAAUGAGGAGAUGUCGGUGACGAAGGGCGACAUCCACCUGGCCGCCUCUGCGGUGUCCAGUGCCAAGAACAACCUCACCCGCGCAAACGGCUACAGUCCUCAACAACACGUUUUCGGGGCCACCCCACGACUGCCGGAAGACCUACUGGAAGGACCCCACGCCCGAGACAUUGGAGACGAGGCCAUCAUCGACGACAAGCAUGCGAGGGAGGUGGCCUUGAGGACCAGUGCGAGGGCCGCUUACCAUCACGUCCAAACCGACGAGAGAGUGAGGCGUGCCCUGGCCGGGCGAGCACGGGUCCAAGCCAGACGCCCCGCUAUGGGCGAACAGGUGUACUACUUUCGCCGAACAAAGAACGCCAAGCGAGGCGUUUGGAUGGGACCGGGCACCGUCAUCGGCGAGGAAGGGACGAACCUGUGGAUCGCGAAAGGAGGACGAUGCGUACUAUGUGCUGAGGAACAUGUACGGCUGGCAACCCCCGAGGAACUUGGACACGCCUUCAGCUUACGCGUGGCAAGGGAAGACCUGGAGAAGCUUCUCGGCGCCGACCCCGAGGACGAGGAGAUCUACGACCUACGCGAGGACGCGGAUGAGGAGGCCCUACCGGACAUGGACCUCGAUGAUGACGAUUGGGCCGAUAUCGUCCCCAGCGAGCCCGAGGAGGUGGGAUACGACAUGGACGAAGACGAGGAGCACCGUCGCGGGAACAGGAGGAGCCUCGAAGGGCUCCCUAUGCCAGGCCUACGAAGGAAGCGACACAAGGGCCCUCCCGAGCCCAGCGGCGCAGCAGCGCCUCCAAACGAGGUGAACAUGCUGAAGAAGGCCAAGACGGAGCGCUCCCGCGCCAAACAGCUCGAGAAGGAGAUCCCCUGGAGCCAAAUCCGGGAUGAAGUCCGCCCCUUGUUCAUUGAGGCGGAGAGAAAGCAAUGGGCCGAACACAUCCAGCACAAUGCCUUGGAAGUACUGGAUGUGGCCGCCAGCGAGAAAAUACGAGCAAGCGUACCUCGCGAGCGCAUACUCUCGUCGAGGUACGCCUAUACCGCGACAAAGCCAUGGGGAAACGCAAAGCCUGCCCCGGCACGCCGCGGCGGGCGAAAGCGAGAUUGGUUGUGGGAGGACAUCUUGACCCCGAUUUGGGGGGUGGAUCCUUUGGAGGUCCUUACCGAGGAGACCUUCAUGAUUGAGGGCAAGGCCCACCGCCUACGUCCCUGCCCUCUCGAUCCCUGCGUGUUCCUACUCCAGAGCGAGGACUCCGACCGCCCCAAAGCCUACGUUGGAAUCCAUGUGGACGACCUCCUGGUGGUCGCGCACGAGAAGUACCGGCUGGCCUUGCAGGAGCGGAUCAGCGAGCUCUUCCCGGUGGACAGCUGGGAAGAAGAAGAAUUCGACUAUAUCGGCUCCCGCGUCAUCAAGAAGGACGACGUUGUGAAGGUCAACCAGUCCGCCUUCGUCGAGGGCCGACUCUUCUCCAUCGAAGUUCCCAAGGACCAGGACGGCAACCAGCCAGCGAGCGAGGAACAAAGGAUAGACAACAAGUCCUUAAUAGGAGCUUUGUCGUGGCUAUCAAGCCAAUCGCGGCCGGAUUUGCAGUGCUCAGUGGCACUGUCACAACAACUGCAACAAUCUCCUACGGCCGACGACAUCCGCUUCACCAAUGCCACGGCGACCCGGGCGAUGAACCACCGCGACAAGGGCCUGACCUUGCACCCCAUCAACCUCGAGAGGGCCGUCGUCGUGGUGUACCACGAUGCCGGUUGGGCCAACGCCGAGCACGAGGACGCGGAGCCAGACUUCCAGCUGACCGAGGAGGAGAAGCGCAAUGGCAUGAUCGGGGGCGGCCUCUACACGGAAGAGAGACCGCGACAACCUAAGAGGGCGAGGUCAAAGCUCGCCUCACAGCUCGGACACCUGGUCUGCCUAUGUGAUCGUGGAGUUGCCGAAGGUCUACGGGUGCCCAUGAGCAUCCUGGAGUGGAGGAGCCAAGCUUGCAAAAGAGUAUGCCGGAGCACCUUCGGAGCGGAAACUAUGUCCGCCAUAGAAGCACUGGAAGCAGCACAGUACCUCCGCUCCUUGCUGGCCACGCUCGUGACCGGGAAACUCACGAAGCACGAGGAGGCGAUCACCUUCUGCCCCAUCCUCGCCCUCACGGACUGUAAAUCGCUCCACGACUAUCUACGCCGCGCCGGACAACCCAGGUUGCCCUCAGACCGACGCCUCGCUAUCGACCUGGCAGCCCUCCGCCAAGACCUACAUGCCGAAGUACCGGGCGAGGCCAAGAAGCAGACCGCCCUCCCCAUGAGAUGGAUUCCCACUGCUAUCCAGAUGGCAGAUAUACUCACGAAGCCUAAGAAAGGCGAUGAGUGGUGGGCCAUGUGGGAGGAGGGCAUACAACUGCCCUUUUCACCCGGGACUUUGAACCUCCGAAAAGGAGGGAAGAUUUUUGAAUCAGUGUAA